Molecule: messenger RNA, 1532 nt
Organism: Leptidea sinapis
Lineage: Eukaryota; Metazoa; Arthropoda; Insecta; Lepidoptera; Pieridae
Product: tubulin beta chain-like
Exons: 2
Coding region: 139-1476 (445 amino acids)
Biological process (GO): mitotic cell cycle; microtubule cytoskeleton organization
Cellular component (GO): cytoplasm; microtubule
Molecular function (GO): structural constituent of cytoskeleton; GTP binding; GTPase activity
Source: RefSeq, a predicted model, not a curated record
CCAUGCUUUACUUUAGAUUUAUAUUUUAAGAUACUUAGUAGUUGUAUUUAGGUAAUGUAGGAUAUAUUUUUUUACUAAUUAAUUUUUGUUUGUUUUGUUUUAACGUUACAUUAUUUUUACAUUAAAUUCUUUGUAAUAAUGAGGGAAAUAGUACAUGUUCAAGUCGGCAGAUGUGGCAACCAAAUUGGAUCAAAGUUCUGGGAAGUAAUAUCCGAUGAGCACGGCAUUGAUCCGAACGGCUGCUACAAAGGAGACUCAGAUCUUCAACUUGAACGAAUCAAUGUCUAUUACAACGAAGGUGUUGGCGGUAAAUAUGUCCCAAGAGCGGUUCUGGUCGACCUUGAACCGGGCACGAUGGAUUCCAUCAGAGGUGGGCCUUUCGGACACAUAUUCCGCCCAGACAACAUUGUUUACGGAAUGACGGGGGCUGGUAACAAUUGGGCUAAAGGGCAUUACACAGAGGGUCAGGAUUUACUUGAAUCUAUUCUGGAUGUUGUCAGAAAAGAAGCCGAAGGCUGUGAUUGUAUGCAGGGCUUCCAAGUCAUUCAUUCAUUAGGUGGAGGUACUGGCUCCGGAUUGGGGACAUUAUUGCUGAACAAUUUACGAGAAGAAUACCCUGACAGAAUUAUACUUACAUUUUCUGUUGUGCCAAGCCCAAAAGUCUCGGAUACUGUAGUAGAACCAUACAAUGCAACUCUUUCUAUCAACCAAUUAAUUGAGAAUUCAGACCAAUCAUUUUGCAUAGACAAUGAAGCAUUAUACGAUAUAUGCUUCAGGACGCUCAGGAUGCAGACUCCUACUUAUGGAGACCUGAACCACUUAGUAUCUGCAACGAUGUCUGGUGUAACCACUUGUUUAAGAUUUCCUGGACAGUUGAAUGCUGAUUUACGUAAACUAGCAGUAAACAUGGUCCCGUUUCCAAGGCUGCACUUCUUUAUGCCGGGUUUUGCUCCGCUGACGUCGCGAGGAAGUCAGCAGUAUCGAGCACUUACGGUUCCAGAGCUCACUCAUCAGAUGUUCGAUGCAAAGAAUAUGAUGGCUGCGUGUGACCCUCGCCGAGGUCGCUACCUCGCCGUGGCCGCCGUUUUCCGUGGAAGAAUGUCAAUGAAAGAAGUCGAUGAACAAAUGCUGAACAUACAAAACAAGAACAAAGACUAUUUCGUGGAAUGGAUACCAAAUAAUGUUAAAACUGCCGUUUGCGACAUACCACCUCGUGGGCUCAAAAUGUCGGCUACAUUCAUAGGUAACACGACGGCAAUACAAGAACUUUUUAAGCGGGUUUCUGAGCAGUUCACGUCGAUGUUUCGAAGGAAAGCCUUUCUUCAUUGGUACACUGGCGAGGGAAUGGAUGAAGGAGAUUUCACUGAAGCUGACAAUAAUCUCAGUGAUUUGAUAUCUGAGUACCAGCAGUAUCAGGAUGCUACUGCAGAUCCAAUGUUAGAUGAGGGCGAGGCACAUGAAGAAGAAGAAGAGUAAAGAAAAUUUCUAAAAUUAAAUAUAUUUAUUUAUUUUAAUAAAUUUAAAGAAUGUUA